AUGGGUCGAUACGCUAAGGAACCGAAAAAUCCAACCAAGUCCUGUAAGGCAAGGGGCUCGAAUUUAAGAGUUCACUUCAAGAACACGAGAGAGACAGCUAAGACUAUCAAAAGGAUGCCUCUCCGUCGUGCCGUACAAUACUUGAAGAAUGUUAAAGACAAGAAGGAAUGUGUACCUUUCAGGAGGUUCAAUGGCGGUGUUGGUCGCUGUGCUCAAGCCAAACAGUGGGGUAUGACUCAGGGUCGCUGGCCAGAGAAGUCUGCCGAGUUCUUGUUACAGCUUUUGAGAAAUGCCGAAUCCAAUGCUGACAUUAAAGGUUUGGAUGUAGAUCGUCUGUUUGUUGAACACAUUCAAAUAAAUCGUGCUCCUUGUCUGAGGAGACGUACUUACAGAGCCCACGGUCGUAUUAACCCGUAUAUGAGCUCACCUUGUCAUAUUGAAGUAAUUCUUGCUGAAAAGCAGAAGUUUGUUGCUAAAGUUCCCAAGGAUGAAGCUGAGAAGAAGAAAGUAUCCAAAAAGAAAUUAGCAAGACAAAAAGAAAAGUUGAUGCAUGAAUAG
Macrosiphum euphorbiae (potato aphid) is the source of this 558-nucleotide messenger RNA. The record is from the annotation of a GenBank genome assembly. Lineage: Eukaryota; Metazoa; Arthropoda; Insecta; Hemiptera; Aphididae.